Molecule: messenger RNA, 1398 nt
Organism: Loa loa (African eye worm)
Lineage: Eukaryota; Metazoa; Nematoda; Chromadorea; Rhabditida; Onchocercidae
Product: glycerol-3-phosphate dehydrogenase
Exons: 9
Coding region: 139-1206 (355 amino acids)
Biological process (GO): glycerol-3-phosphate catabolic process; carbohydrate metabolic process
Cellular component (GO): cytosol; glycerol-3-phosphate dehydrogenase (FAD) complex
Molecular function (GO): NAD binding; protein homodimerization activity; glycerol-3-phosphate dehydrogenase [NAD(P)+] activity
Source: RefSeq, a predicted model, not a curated record
UUCAGAAAUUGAAGAGUUUCUCUGGAAUUGCUUUAUUCGUAUUUUGUGGUUGACCGAUCAAAGGCGCUCGUUGAGUAUUUGUUAUCUUGCAAGUGAACGGACGUAAUCCUCCUCUUUGAGUUUCAUCGUAGCUGCAAUAUGGGACCGAGAACACCAAUCAAAGUGACACUUGUUGGCUCAGGCAACUGGGGUUCAGCGAUUUCUCUGAUCGUUGGAAAAAAUGUGCAGAAAUACAAGGAUGUGUUUGAUCACCAAGUACGCAUGUGGGUCUAUGAAGAGAUAAUCAAUGGGAGGAAACUUACCGAAGUUAUCAACACGGAACAUGAGAAUAUCAAAUAUCUGCCAGGCAAAAAGCUCCCACCGAAUGUGGUGGCUAUACCAGACCUACUGACAGCUUGCAAAGAUGGUGAUAUACUUAUAUUUGUAAUUCCUCAUCAGUUUGUGGACAAUGUUUGCACACAACUGAAAGGUCAUCUAAAAGAAGACGCGCUUGUAGUUUCACUUAUAAAGGGUUUCAUGGUUCAGAAGAAGAAGGGUGGAAUUCGUCUGGUUACUGAAGAAAUCCGUGAUUUAUUGGGUGUUGAUACAGCUGUUCUGAUGGGUGCAAAUUUGGCUCCCGAAGUGGCAAAUGAAGAUUUUUGUGAGGCCACUAUUGGUUGUAAAGAUCAAAAGGAUAGAUGGUCGAUACUAAAAAAGUUGUUUGAUACUGAUAAUUUCAAGAUUGCUCUGACAGAAGAUGCAAACACCGUCGAAUUAUGUGGUGGCCUCAAAAAUAUCGUGGCAUGUGCUGCAGGCUUUGCUGAUGGUCUUGGUUAUGGAAGUAAUACAAAAUCAGCAAUUAUCCGUUUGGGACUUAUGGAAAUUACCAUUUUUGUCGAACUGUUUUAUCAUGGCUCGAACAUUCGGACAUUUUUUGAAAGUUGUGGUGUGGCUGAUCUCAUAGCAACGUGUAGUGCCGGCAGGAACCGUAAAAUAUGCGAAGCAUUCGUUAAAACGGGAAAAUCAAUCAAAGAAUUAGAACAAGAGAUGUUGAAUGGACAAAGUGCUCAGGGUCCUUUGACAGCAGAAGAAGUUUAUCUUAUGUUGAAGAAGCACAACAUGGUUUCAAGAUUUCCACUGUUCUCAGCUGUGCACCAAAUAUGCCAGGGGCAGAUUUCCCCAGAUCAUUUGGUAGCUCACCUUCGUGAAUCCCAAGGCUCGAAUUGAGAAACCAGCGGAUUUUUGAAACAUUUUGUUUGUUGUCUCUGUGGUUGGAGAAAAAAUUAAGCUCAGUGAAUCUAGUUUUUUUUUAUCUUGGACCUCCAUAUUUUACUGAUGCGGUUACCAUCACUUACACCCACUAUUUGUAUACUUUCCAGAAAUUAUUUAACAGUUUUAUUAAUCUCUUCAGUAGCUCCG